Messenger RNA from Beauveria bassiana ARSEF 2860, 1851 nucleotides. Its product is annotated as ferric-chelate reductase. The record is from RefSeq and is a predicted model, not a curated record. Bases 1 to 1851 code for a protein of 616 amino acids. The transcript has 4 exons. Gene Ontology annotation, cellular component: plasma membrane. Gene Ontology annotation, biological process: intracellular iron ion homeostasis; copper ion import; iron ion transport. Gene Ontology annotation, molecular function: ferric-chelate reductase activity. NCBI's taxonomy places the organism in Eukaryota, Fungi, Ascomycota, Sordariomycetes, Hypocreales, Cordycipitaceae.
AUGCAUAUGCACGACACGGCGCCGACGGCGUGGUAUAUGCCGCUGCUAAAGACGCCUAUCCUACUUCACAGCUCUCGCGAUCCUGGAAAAUGUACCCUGACUCCCGAGCGAUGCGCUUACAAGUCAAGAUAUUGGGUAUUCUGGUACGAGGCUGAUCAUGUGUUUGCCCUUCCCACCGUAUACUUUUUCCUCGCCGUCAUUGCCGUCUUCGCCCUCGGUCACUUUUUCAGCGCCUACGCGCCCGCACGCCUCACCCGCCAGUCGUCCCCGUGGCGCCGCGCCGUCGCCGGCCUCCGGUUCUGCGCCUACAAGACGUGGCGCAUCGGCGGGCCCAACAGCAGCAGCAUCUCCCAGUCCCUCGGCGCCUACCUUCUUCUCGGCGCCGGCGUCGUCUUCUUUGCGGCCAUGACCUUGGGACCCCGGCCCUACUACUGGCCGACCGACGCAAAGUACGGCAGCUCCCCGCCGCUGGCCACCCGUACGGGCUGGAUGGCGCUCGCCUGCAUGCCCUUUAUCCUCUUGCUGAGCUCCAAGGCGAACAUCAUCUCCGCCGUCACGGGUAUCCCGCCCGAGAAGCUCAACGUCUGGCACAGCUGGGUGAGCUGGGCCAUGUUUGUCCUGGCCCUCAUCCACACCUUUCCCUUCAUCAUCUAUCGUCGCGAUGUGACCCACGACUUGCAUAAGACGUGGAUCACCGGCGGCGUCUGGCUGACGGGAGUCAUUGCCUUGGUUGCGCAGACGUGGUUGACUUUCAUGUCCAUUUCGUGGAUUCGCAAUAAAUUUUACGAAUUCUUCAAAGCCACUCACUUCUUCUUCGCCAUUGUCUUUGUCGUCUUCUUCUUCAUCCACUGCGCCUUUCGCCUGUCGUCGUGGGACUACUUCAUCGCUGCCGUGUCGCUCUACGUCGCUUGCUUGCUGUUUGCCUUUGCCAAGACGUACUUUCGUCACGGCAUCAACCACGCCGCUCAUAUCCGCUGCGAGACACCACAUUCUCUCCGCAUCGCCGUCGCCACGAAAUCGAGCUGGAGGCCCGGCCAGCACGUCUUUCUGCGCUUCGUGGCCUGCGGCGCGCACGCCCUGACCGCGCACCCGCUGACCAUUUGCUCGCUUCCCGACACCGACCAAGCAGGCUCCGGCGGUGAAAUGGUCUUCUUUGUGCAGCCCCGCGGCGGUAUCACUGGGCGCCUCGCCGCGCUGGCACGCAACCAGCCAAACAAGAGCGUCUCGGUGCUGCUCGAGGGCCCCUACGGAGGCAUGCCCAGCAGAUGGGCCAAGGGCUUCGAUCGCACGCUUCUGGUCGCAGGCGGCUCAGGCUGCGGCUUCACCUUGGCGCUGAUUGAAUCGUGGCUGCGCGCGGGCGGGUCGCUCAAUGGUCAGCGCUAUCUGGAGGUGGUCCUGGCGACACGCGAUCCCGAAAUGCGCAUAUGGUACAUGGAAGAGCUGCAGCGACUCGCCGAGCGCCAGUCUGUCCAGGGUAAGAUGGAGCUGCCGGGCGUGUCCGUCUCGUUUUGCGAGACGCAUGACCAGAGCGUCGUGACGGGUCCAGACCCGGGCUCGUCUUCUGGCGAUGAGGAGAAAAGGGCCGUCGUCAGAAACGUGCGACAGCCAGAUGGCUCAAGCACCAUUACGUCGCUGUUUGGCGUUUGCUUUUCGCAUGGACGGCCAGAUACAAAGGCUGCAGUCCAUCGCCUGGCAUCAGCAGAUGGUGUCACUGUCGGCGUGGCAGUCUGUGGCCCAGCAAGCAUGGUGUAUGAUGUAGGAGUUGCAGCAGCGGCAGCACAACUGCGCAUUGUCCGAGGUCGACCUGGUGCCACAGAGCUAUUCCUCCACAAGGAGGCCUUCUCAUAUUGA